UACAGGCAUAGCACAUACACAGUGGUGAUAUUAGUAACAAUGGUGUUCUCCUUGCCAGAACUACUCAUCGCCACGAUUGCGCUACUUGUAUCAUUGUUCUUGUACUACAUCAAGUCAACGAGAUCAAAGAACCCUUUGCUGCCCAUAGACUGGCCAAUAGUUGGAGUACUCCCUUCCUUCGUAGCCAACCUUCGCAACUUCCACGACUACCUCACCGUUGUCCUUGCUGCCUCUGGGGGUAACUUCAAGGCGCACGGUCCACGGGCAAUCAACAACACGCGGUUCUUCAUAACCAGUGAUCCGGCGAAUGUCCGGCACAUCUUCACCACAAACCAUGCAAACUACCCCAAGGGUGAGGAAUUUGCAGAAAUCUUCGAUAUUGUGCGUGGCACCAUCUUAACCGAUGAUGGGGAGGCCUGCCGCAAGCACAGAGGGGAGAUCCUGAUCAUCCUAAGCAACCCACAGAUGCUUUCGUUGAUGGCUAGUUGCUGCCAGGAUAAGGUGGUGAAUGGCCUCCUCCCCUUCUUGGCCCGUAUGGCGAGCACCACAACUCCGUUCGACAUACAGGGCUUGAUCGCGAGGCUCGCGUUCGACCAAAUUGCCACGCCAGUCUUCGGCGUGGACCCUGGCUGCCUAUCCCCGGACAUGCCAUCCAUGCACGCCGCAGCUGCCAUGGACACGGUGAUGGAGGUGGCCUUUAUCCGCCACGUUACGUCGGCUUCUUUCUGGAAGGUGAUGAGACGGCUAAGUAUCGGUCCAGAGAGGAAGCUUGCUGCGGCGCACACACGACUCCAUGGGUUCGUCACGGAGAUGAUGGAGAAGAGGAAAGCCAGGCGUGUCUAUCUUGACGAGGAGCAAAACAAGGUGGCCUCCGUGGACAUUCUUUCUUCAGUUAUGACUGACCCGGAAUGCAGCGACGAACUGCUGCGUAAGAAGCUCAUCGUCUCCAUGAUCGCGGGGCGGGACACAGUUGGCACAACGCUGCCGUGGGUCUUCUAUAACCUCGCAAACAACCCGGACGUUGUCUCUCGCAUCCGAAAGGAAUUGGCACCCAUCGCAUCACGCAAAGGCGGCGCUGUCGUCUCCAAAGACACGAUGGUUGUCUUUGAGCCGAAGGAGACAAAAUCCCUGGUCUACCUUGAAGCCACCUUGUUUGAGUCCCUCAGGCUCUACCCGCCAGUCCCGUUCGAGCGCAAGGCAGUGCUGGCCGAUGAUGUGCUGCCAAGCGGUCACGAGGUGCACUGCGGCGAAACCAUCCUGAUCUCCAUCUAUGCCAUGGGUAGAAUGGAGAGCGUGUGGGGCAAGGAUUGCCAUGAGUACAAACCGGAGAGGUGGCUCUCCGAGGACGGCGCCAAGCUGCGGCAUGUGCCGUCUCACAAAUUUUUGGCGUUUAACUCAGGGCCGAGGAUGUGCCUCGGUAAGGACAUCGCAAUCAUGCAGAUGAAGACCGUCGUUGCCGCGGUGGUGUGGAACUUUGAUGUGGAGGUGUUGGAAGGGCAGCGUGUCGAGCCAAAGUUGUCGUUCCUUCUACAGAUGAAGAACGGCCUCAUGGUGAUGGUCAAUAAGAGGGAGGAAUGAAACAUGCUAUGAGGUAGAUACUAUACUAAGUGGAAUAAGAUUGGUGCAGCCGUGCAGUACAAGUAUGGACAUGUGAGAUGUGACCGACAGAAAAAAUUGGGUCGUUGGGUGUAUAUUUUGAUCUAUCUAUCGGUGAUUUUCCUCUUACACAUCAGCACUAUUUAUCACUGUUGGUCCAAACAAACUGGGCGUACGAUCAAAUCCAAACAUGUAUUAUCAUAUAUAUACUCUCUCCUGUUAUAAACAUUUAUCAU
Phragmites australis (common reed) is the source of this 1832-nucleotide messenger RNA. RefSeq names its product noroxomaritidine synthase-like. The transcript has a single exon. NCBI's taxonomy places the organism in Eukaryota, Viridiplantae, Streptophyta, Magnoliopsida, Poales, Poaceae. The record is from RefSeq and is a predicted model, not a curated record. Bases 40 to 1578 code for a protein of 512 amino acids. Gene Ontology annotation, molecular function: oxidoreductase activity, acting on paired donors, with incorporation or reduction of molecular oxygen; iron ion binding; monooxygenase activity.